AUGUCCGCACGUAACGGGUCUGCGAGUGAUGCAGACUGUCAGAUCUGUGAGGACCACGAUGUGGAGCUGAUGGAGCUGGGGCCGCUGCUGGAGGAAGGCGGAGCCAAGGGAGGGGCGACUGAGGUGCAGGACAGUGCUCAAAAACCCUUCAUAACAGCUGGUGUAUGUGGUGACAAAGGGGCGGGUAUUCUCGACGACGAGGAUAACGAUGAUGAAGUCGGGGAGGUGCUGACUCUACCGCUUCAGGCUCACCAUGCCAUGGAGAAGAUGGAGGAGUUUGUGCACAAGGUUUGGGAGGGGCGCUGGCGGGUCAUCCCUUUCCAUGUUCUCCCAGAGUGGCUGAAGGACAACGAUUACCUGCUGCACGGUCACAGGCCUCCCAUGCCCUCAUUCAGAGCCUGUUUCGGGAGCAUUUUUAGGAUCCACACAGAGACCGGAAACAUAUGGACUCAUCUGUUAGGUCUGAUCCUGUUCAUCUUCCUGGGCACGCUCACCAUGUUGCGGCCCAACAUGUACUUCAUGGCUCCGCUACAGGAAAAAGUGGUGUUUGGGAUGUUCUUCUUGGGCGCCGUGCUCUGCCUCAGCUUCUCCUGGCUGUUCCACACCGUCUACUGCCACUCAGAGAAGGUGUCGCGCACUUUCUCCAAACUAGACUACUCUGGCAUUGCCCUGCUCAUCAUGGGCUCCUUUGUGCCCUGGUUGUAUUACUCCUUCUACUGCUCGCCUCAGCCGCGCCUCAUCUACCUCACCGUCGUCUGUGUCCUCGGCAUCGCUGCCAUUGUCGUGGCGCAGUGGGAUCGCUUCUCCACACCACGCCACCGCCCCACCAGAGCAGGAGUGUUCAUGGGGCUGGGUCUCAGUGGGAUUGUACCCACGAUGCACUUCACUAUCGAGGAGGGGUUCGUAAAGGCGACCACAGUGGGACAGAUGGGCUGGUUCUACCUGAUGGGGGCCAUGUAUAUCACUGGAGCCGGUUUGUACGCCGCCAGGAUCCCGGAGCGGUUCUUCCCCGGGAAGUGUGACAUCUGGUUCCACUCGCAUCAGAUUUUCCACGUUCUGGUGGUGGCGGCGGCGUUCAUCCACUUCUACGGCGUCUCGAACCUUCAGGAGUUUCGUUACGGACUCGAGGGCGGAUGCACAGACGAUACUUUACUCUGA
Messenger RNA from Knipowitschia caucasica, 1158 nucleotides. NCBI's taxonomy places the organism in Eukaryota, Metazoa, Chordata, Actinopteri, Gobiiformes, Gobiidae. The record is from the annotation of a GenBank genome assembly.